Mytilus californianus (California mussel) is the source of this 633-nucleotide messenger RNA. RefSeq lists its product as uncharacterized. The coding region runs from base 1 to 582 and encodes 193 amino acids. NCBI's taxonomy places the organism in Eukaryota, Metazoa, Mollusca, Bivalvia, Mytilida, Mytilidae. The transcript is spliced from 5 exons. The record is from RefSeq and is a predicted model, not a curated record.
AUGUCUGCAUAUCAAAGAUCUAGUCCAGUAAAAACCUACGAUUCUCUUGUUUCAUACCUUGAAAAUGGAGCAGAAGUAAAAUACUUCUUUAACAUAUCGAGUUGUCUACAAUCCGCUUCGCCUCCAUUUAAAGACAUUCCCGUGUUUGGUGGUGAAAUCAAAUACUUCAAUUUAAAUAAAGAAAUACAUACACUGUGGAAUGUCAAUGAUACUGCAAAGGUGCUUUGGGCAAAAUCUGGAGUUUAUAUAAAUAUUAUCGACAACAUAUCAGGAACAUAUUGUAAAUGGACAGAAGGACAAGGGAGCUUAUGGGUAAAAGAUCAUGCAGAACAAAGACAACUGACGUCAUUUCCAGAAAUCCAGACCAUGCUGACCUCUGGUGAGGAAGUCGGAUGGGUUGUAAAAACUACUGAAUGUCAAUGUUUCAAAAUGACGAAAGACAGUUCUAUACAUUUCCCCACUUCAAUGACAACGAUCUUUCCUGUGGCCAUGAACUUCAUUCAGCUUACUACCUUUGUUUGUGUUGAUUCCAACAACACUGCAACAUUUAUAACUAGACAUUUAGAUCCAUCAACAUUUUAACAAGAUGAGAUUGACAUAAUGAGUUGUCCAAUAGAUUCAGGAUCCUCAAUU